Haemonchus placei is the source of this 411-nucleotide messenger RNA. Lineage: Eukaryota; Metazoa; Nematoda; Chromadorea; Rhabditida; Trichostrongylidae. The record is from the annotation of a GenBank genome assembly.
AUGUUGCGAGUGUGGUUCGAAAGGGAAUAUAUCGUACGAGCAGGCGGUACAAUGGUAGACGAGUUCCAUGAAGAAGGGGGUAAAAAUAAGGACAAAAAUAAAGCAGAUCUUGAAAAACAGAGAGCCCGACAAAACAAGGACCAGGUGAUCAGCGAAGAUGGCGGGGAGUCAUCGGAUAGUAAGGAUCCGAAUCUCGUGAUCUCUAGUGAGGAUGCCGGCGAUCUGUACAACUUUUUCGAUCGGAAAUCCAAAGAAGCUCUUUCACUUGAAUCGAAAUCAACGGAUUCACAAGACGGCCCUGCGAAACGAAAGGGAUUUCUGAAAUCAAAGUCACUGGAUUCAAAAGAAACUGUAGAAAACAAGAAAUCCGAAGGAGCAGGCACAAAGUCAGGAGGCUCCAGAGACAAAUGA